Molecule: messenger RNA, 1508 nt
Organism: Pelobates fuscus (common spadefoot toad)
Lineage: Eukaryota; Metazoa; Chordata; Amphibia; Anura; Pelobatidae
Product: G2/mitotic-specific cyclin-B2-like
Exons: 9
Coding region: 47-1204 (385 amino acids)
Biological process (GO): mitotic cell cycle phase transition; regulation of cyclin-dependent protein serine/threonine kinase activity
Cellular component (GO): cyclin-dependent protein kinase holoenzyme complex; nucleus; cytoplasm
Molecular function (GO): cyclin-dependent protein serine/threonine kinase regulator activity
Source: RefSeq, a predicted model, not a curated record
UGUUAGAGGAAGGGUUAGUGUGUCAGUGAACUAGUGUGUUACCAAUAUGGCUGUUUGGAGAAAUGCGCUCCCUCUGGAAAUGGACAAUCACAUCGCUGGUGAGAUGGUGGCACUCAAAAACAGAAUACGAAGACAACCUCUUGAUGAGAUUAGUAACUGCGCUGUGGUUCCAGUUGGCAAGCCAGUGGUCAUGAACAAACUACCAGCCAAAACUAAGCGACAUGGAGUUGCUAAAGUCACCGCACCAGCAAAAAUAAAAUUGCCUCCUGUACCAAAGAUAGAGAAUCCUAUUCCUACACCCAUGGAUUUAUCUGUGAAAGAGGAAGAGUUUUGUCAGGCUUUUUCUGAUGCUCUGAAUGUAGAAGAUGUUGAUGCUGAAGAUAUUGGAAACCCUCAGCUAUGCAGUGACUAUGUGAAGGACAUCUACACUUACCUGAGGCAACUGGAGGUCCAGCAGUCUGUGCGCCAGAACUACAUGAAGGGAAUGGAGGUGAAUGAGCGUAUGAGGACAAUCUUGGUUGACUGGCUAAUUCAGGUCCAUACAAAGUUUUCCUUGCUGCAGGAGACUCUCUACAUGGCAAUUGCAAUUAUGGACAGGUUCUUGCAGUUUCAGCCAAUUUCCCGUAACAAGCUCCAGCUGGUUGGGGUUGCAUCAAUGUUCAUCGCUUCAAAAUACGAAGAAAUGUACUUCCCAGAGAUUUCAGACUUUGUAUACAUAACUGACAACACCUUCUCCAAAGCUCAAAUCAGGCAAAUGGAAAUGCUGAUUCUCAAAGAGCUUAACUUUAACUUGGGAAGACCAAUACCACUCCACUUCCUCAGGAGAGCAUCAAAAUGUAUCAAUGCUGAUGCAUUGAAUCACAAUCUGGCAAAAUACCUGAUGGAGCUCACCUUACUAGACUACGACAUGGUCCAUUUUCAUCCAUCACUUGUAGCCUCUGCUGCACUUUGUCUUACACGAAAGAUUCUCAACUCUGGCACAUGGGAUUCCACACUGCAGUUUUACACCGGAUACACUAUUGAUGACCUGCUCCCUGUUAUGAAACAUAUCGCAAAGAAUGUAUUUAAACUGAGCCAUAGCUUGACCAAAUUUGUUUCUGUGAAGAAUAAGUAUGCCAGUCAUAAAUGGCUGAAGGUCAGCAUCCUCCCACAGUUGUCUUCUCCGAUCAUUUCAGAACUUGCCGCCUCUCUGACCAAACUCUAAAGCUUUGUAUAGGAUGUCUUAAAUGGUUCACUUUUCAUAAUUUUGUAGCUCAGCAUUGGUUUUAUUUACUGAACAGACAUUGCAAGUUUGAGGGUAAAUAGAAUCGUUUAAUGUAUGAUGUAACCUUUCAAAGCUGUAAUUAACCUUGGCACCCGCAUGUUGGGAAAUUGCACUUCCAAUGACGCUAAAGCAGCCUUCAGGGUUUACAUCAAUUUUAAUGUUAAAUGCAAAAAAUGAAUCCUUAUGUUCUGUUUCUUGCAAAUAUCAAAUUUUACUUUGUUUCUGACAUUCAAAUUGUCCAUAG